UUGUCAGGUUUAUCCUGCAAAUCAAAGUCCUGCACUCACAGGUCAUUCGGCUGCACGUUCAAGUUCGUGCCUGCAUGAUGCUCCGCUGCGCCUUUGCCGCUCGCAAUGUCGCAGGCCUCCCGAACGUCGCAACUCGCAUCGAAGUGACCUCUCAAGUCAAUCUGACCUUGGAUUGCGCAUUGGAGGAUGACGAAGGCAUCGCAGGCUACGCACACUUCGCUAAUGCGGCGGGUGUGGAAGAUAAGCACAUGUUCUGGUGGCGCGGAAGGAUGGAGGAUGCCCCGGUCGUGUUGGUGCAUGGAGGAGGCCCUGGAAGCUCCGGCAUGUUUAUGGCGUUCAGUGGUGCCGGGCACUGCCGGCUUGCUCCAGUUGGGGCGGGUUUCUCAUAUGGCGCACAAAGCUCCCUGCGGAACAGCAGCGAACGCGCUGCUUGGGACUUGGAUGACUUCUUACAAGCCUUCUGGGCCGCAUAUCCUGAACUCGCAAAAAAUAAGUUCUUGUAUCAGUCAGCGUCAUAUGGCGGCGUUUUCAUACCAAACACGGUCAAUGUCAUACACUUGCGAAACCUCGCAGCACAGGCAAGCCCGUCAAGCACACGCCUGUUGAAAAUGCCCGACUCUAUCAUGAUUGGCAACGGCAUGUCCGACUUCGCCCUCAACUGGCGCUACUGGAUUCAAGGUAACUGCUACGACAACCCCAUCUUCAAUCGCACUGGCUGCGAUCUCGCCGCCGCACUCAUACCCGCAUGCCUCGACGCGACACAGCUCGCAUACGAGGAGCCAAGCGCAGAGACGCGCGCGCGAGCGGACGUGUUGUGCAUGGACAUCUACGACCACGUCUCGGAUGUCGGCUCGACAGGCAGGAAUCCGUAUCACGCGACGCAGAAGUGCGACUUCAAGGACACGCUGAGCUGCUUCCCCGAGAUGGGCUGGUUGAACGAGGUCAUGAAUCAAAGCGCGGUGCGCAGAGUGAUUGGCGUGUCUGCCGACUAUGAGUAUACCUUCUCGGACAGGAAGCAUGUCUUCGAGCCUUUUCAUGCCAAUGGCGAUAUCGUACAGUCCGCAUAUAAGCUCCUCGCACCUGCUAUCGAGGCAGGCCUUCGUGUGAUGGUGUACAACGGAAACACGGAUGGAGUCUGCACCUGGCGAAGUGGUCUUGCGUGGAUGGAGUUGCUGAAGACUAAAUACCGCGACGACUUCAACGCUGCACCUGACGUGGAUUGGCCAGGCAUCGGCUGGGUGCGCGCAGUUGGCGAGGGCGCAGGCGACUAUGCAUUCGUGAGCAUCGAUAAUGCGGGUCAUUUUGCAGAGUGGGAUCGCGAGGAGGCGUAUAGGGAGAUAUUGCUCAAGUGGCUGAAGAACGAGCCGCUCGGACCGUCGUCGAAUGCUAACGUCGGAAUUUCGGUCUGAAUGGCACGGUCUUGUUCUUAACACUGGGAUGCUUAUCGGCCACGGCUAGACGAUUCGGCGGCUUGUUACUCGCAUGGAACGCGUCAGCCUUCUGCAUAUCGAAAACUGGUUCCCCGUUAUUCGAUGAGGUACCACCAAGGUCGACUACUGAGCGAUUUCACAGUACUGGACUGAAGCGCCCUCGGAUCGUAUCCAAAGCGUGCGAAGAAAGGAAUUCACGAUAACGACCAUGUUUCGGAAGAUGCACUUCGCAUUGCGCUACCGUAUCCCUUCAACGUGUCUGGCCGAGAGCUAUGAGUUGACAUGAUGAGGCCCUAUAAGUCGCC
This is a messenger RNA of Fomitopsis serialis, 1735 nucleotides long. RefSeq names its product Alpha/Beta hydrolase protein. NCBI's taxonomy places the organism in Eukaryota, Fungi, Basidiomycota, Agaricomycetes, Polyporales, Fomitopsidaceae. Gene Ontology annotation, molecular function: serine-type carboxypeptidase activity. Gene Ontology annotation, biological process: proteolysis. The transcript is spliced from 15 exons. The record is from RefSeq and is a predicted model, not a curated record. Bases 75 to 1409 code for a protein of 444 amino acids.